Messenger RNA from Symbiodinium sp. CCMP2456, 2367 nucleotides. Lineage: Eukaryota; Dinophyceae; Suessiales; Symbiodiniaceae. The record is from the annotation of a GenBank genome assembly.
GAAAAGUUCGAGAAGGAAGUGGAAAGCAAGGUGCGCCUCACGCUUCCCGACGUGGAGCGGCGCCUGCGAGCGGAGCUCGAAGAGGAAGCUCGCUCGCGAGUGUCGGCAGACGGGGGCCGUCUCGAGAGGGAGGUGCAGGACUCCUUGCAGAAGGAGGCAGAAGAGAAGACCAGGAGAAUGCUCCCGGAGCUGGAAAGGGAGGCUCGGGCGAAGCUUGCGAAGCAGGCGGAGGAGGCGGCCGCCUCUGCGUUGCCGGAGCUGGAGCGGCAGGCUCGAGAGAAGCUGGUGGUCGAGGCGGAGGACAAAGUGAGGGCAACGGCAGCUGCAAGCAUCGAGAAGGAGAUUCGAGACCGACUCAGGAAGGAGGCCGAGGAGCGCAUCAAAGCUGAGCUUCCUGAGAUUGAGCGACAAGCCCGCGAACACUUCAUGGCUCAGGGCCCGCCGCCGCCUGCGCCGAUGACCCCUGUUGCCCCGGUCGAGCCUCCUGUCGCCGUCCCAUCAUUGCAGGCCGACGCUGCCCAGGCCGAGCGCCUCGCGCAACUUCAACAAGUCGACAGGGAGCACCAGGAGAAGCUCCGACAAUUAGAGGCAGAGUUCGCACGCCGCUGCGAAGAGCGCACACAGCAGCUGACGGCAGAACUCGAAAGGAAGAGUCGAACAGAGGCUGAAAGACAGGUGGAGGAGAAGACGCGCCGCUUUUGUGAGCAGUUGGAGAAGGAGAAGCUAUUGCAGAUGGAAAAAGAAGUUCAGGAGAAGUUGCGCCCAUCAUCCGCAGUUCUCGAGCGGGAAGCGUGGGUCGUGCUUGAGAAGGAGGCCGAGGAGCGUGUCAGAAGCUCGAUCCCAGAGUUCGAGCGGGCGGUGAAGGAGCGGCUGGAAAGGGAUGUGGAAGCAAAGGUCCGGGCUUCCCUGCCACAGCUCGAGGCACGCCUUCAGCAGGAGCUGGAAGCAGAUGCCCUCAAGCGCGUUUCGGCGGAUCGACAUCAGAUGGAAGAGGCGGUACGGAGGCGGCUUGAGCUGGAAGCUGAUGACAAAGCCAGGAGAGGUCUUCCAGACAUGGAAAGAACCGCACGGGAGAAGCUCCAGAAACAGGCUGAAGACACGGCCGCGGCCAUCGACAAGGUCGCUAUUGCGGCCGAGGAGAAGGUACGGGCAACCGCCUCCAGCAUUGAGGCUGAGAUCAGAGAGCGUUUGCGGAGAGAGUCGGAAGACCGAAAGGCUGAGCUCCCUGUCCUGGACCGAGAGGAACGCGAGCGGAUUCGCAAGGAAGUCGAACAGCGUGAGGAGCUGAAAGUUCGUGAAGCCGCCGUGAUGGACAGACAACACCUCCUGGACGAGAGGGAGGAGGUCUUAAAGGGCGCAGAGAGACUUCUUCGCCGCCGCGAAGUUGAGAUAGAAGGCCAAGCGAUUCGCUGGGCGCAGAUGCAGACGUCGCCGCCGCCUCGAAACGACGGGGCCUCUGGCCUCGCCGGUACUUGGCCGAGCCCGGCCGCGCCGGUCGAAAGUGCUGUGGAGCGUCCAACACUUGCAGUCACCACUCAAGCGGGCACUGCUGCGGUGCAAGGCAGCGCUGGCAAGAUCGGAACCGGAACUGUCGAGUCGCUGGACCUGUCGCCGCAAGAUGCCUCUCCCGGAGAGGAGGCCAAGGGCGAAGGCGUGGAGGCCGCGCCACAGUCCACGAAUCCGCCCGGCGAGGCUGCACCUCUUCAGGAGUUGGACGAGGAGAUCGAGGAGAUGCUUGCAUCCGUGGUCACCAUGAAGCCCCAGGCGCAGGCGGAGAGGACAAUUGACCCUGCAAAUGUAGCAUCCUCUCCGAGACUUCGCAACCAUCCCCGACAGGAGCCGCGAGGCUUAUGGGAGCUGACGCAGGGCCGACGCCGUCAGCUGAAAAAGCAGCGUGCAGCGCUGCUGGUUGAGCUGGAACGAUGGCGUCUCGACUGUGCUGGGGCCUCGCCGGCAGAGCGUCCAGCACUUGCAGAGAUGAAGAGCAGACUCGACGAACGCUACGCACUCGUGCUAGAAGGCAUCCGAGAAACGCGAGCAGUCGAACGCACGCUACUUCAUCUUCGAGACCGCGACACCACUGUCGGGCCUGCGCAGACGGAGGGGCUUCUGGAAUACCCAAGCAUGAGGCCCUCGACCGCGGCCGCUGAGGUCGCCGCCCGAAAUCUCGUGGAGCGCUGGCGGGCAGAGCGUCUGCCAGGCUCGAUCUCCAGACGAAGCGGUGCAUCUUCUGCCAGGUAUGCAAGUUCGGCUGUCCCGGCCUGGUCUGCCCACCGGCGUGAAGCACUGACAGCGCGUGACCUGCUCCGGAGGCAAGAGGUGUGGCCGAGAGGACUUUCCGGCACAAGCUAUGCCGACUACACCUGA